GUGUGGUAUAUAUGAUGACCACCCAGACAAGGGAGGUUCCCACCACACAGCAAACCACUGCUAUUAUCACAACACCAACUGUGGCCCAUCCAUCAUCUUCCAAUGACGGGGCGGACUGACAACUCAUGGGGCCCCCGGGCAAUAGGGAAUCAUGGGGCCCCUGUGUCCUUGCCCAAACUCAAAAAAGCCUAUGAAAAAGGUACCAGGGGCAUCUCAUGGGGCCCCCUACUGACCCCCGGCCCUCGGGCAGUGCCCGAGUUUCCAAAUGGUCAGUCCACCCCU
Molecule: messenger RNA, 282 nt
Organism: Staurois parvus
Lineage: Eukaryota; Metazoa; Chordata; Amphibia; Anura; Ranidae
Source: the annotation of a GenBank genome assembly